CCGCCGUAGUAAUGUCAGUGUAGUUUCAUUCAUCUUUCCGUUCACACGCAAACUGCUUAAGGUACUCACCAAGUAGAUCGCCGUCGUCGUCUCCUCAGCUCAAAAGUAAAGUGUCCAUCAUUCUUUGCAGUCGUGAAAAUUUUGUUCCCUAUUUUCGAUUGGUCGCGUUUUUCUGGUUGCACUCGGGAGUGCUUUUCGCGACGGAAGUGGUGUCCAGUAUGACCGUUACCAUAGUUCGGGGUGUUGAAUCGUGUUUCGGACGGGGAAAAAGUGACGUUUUUGGGUAGCAGCAGCCCCAAAAAGCGCAAGAGGAACCAGAAAAUGUUAAUUGAUCCGAGAGAGAAGUGGAUCUAGUAUAAGCAAAAGAGACGGACGGGGCCAGCGGUGCACAGUGGGAGAAAGCAACGAACGGCGAAACCGAGACCUGCUGCACACGCACACAGUGCCAAAAAAAAAAAAAAAAGUGGAAUCCGCUUCUGGACGAGACGACAGUGGCCACAAGUGAGCCUGUAGGGAGGUUUUGUUUCAUUAUUAAGCUCGGGGCUUCAUUGUGAUUGUGCUGCUGUGGCUGUGGUCGGAGGCGACGAAGACACGACGUCUUGCUGGUUCAUUGUUCCGCACAAUCUAGCUACUAUGUCCAUUUGUUGAAAAAUAGAUAAAAUAGUAAUCAUCCAGCAGUAGCUAUAGGCCGCGAAGUAGCAACCUUCAAAGAUCCCACCCGACAGAAAAAUCAUCAACACGCUGUCUUUGUUGAUCUGUCGAGCUAGCCCAUGCUGUGUAAGAGAUGAGUGUUACAGCCCGACGACAGUCAAGUAAGAAGUGCAGUGUUCCCAAACCACUACCAUCGGAGGCUGGUUGUAGUAGUAGCAGUAGCAGCAGCAGCAACAGUGUAUUCGCUAGCAGUACAACCAUACCAUCCAUCCGCAAAGGUGUGCAGUUGAAGUUCCCGUGAACGAAACGAAAACGCAGACCGUGCCCCGUAGUUGCACGUUCGAUUUAGCGCCUAGUGUUGUUUUCACUGUAAUUCGUGUGCGCGAGUGUCUGUGUUCAAGUCAUCAAUCGAAUCUGAAAAUUAAGGAAUAAAGUGGCUAAAACUAAUAAGUGCGUUAGGUACAGAGAUGAUUUUCGGAUUUGAAAAUGUGUCGGUAGUUCCAUCCACAGAUUCUUAGGUAGCGAAAUGAUAUUAUUCUGAUGCACAGAAUUGCUUCUUGUUACGCAUCAGAAUUUAGUGCAGUUGAAGAUAGUUUAUCAUAUUUGUGUUGAUGAAAAGUGCCCCUGGAUAUCCACAGUAAAAAAUUGAAGCCAAGGCAAACCAUUCAUUCGCAUAUUUGCAUGCGCUGGUAUUGUUAUUGUGAUAUCUCAUGAUAAUGCGACGGUGAGCUGUGCGGUCAGUGCGAGUGAAGACAUAAGUUUUUGGUGUAAGUGAACCAGAAGAAACCGGAGCGAAGCGUAAUCCAGAGGAAGAUCGUGACGGGAAAAGUGAAGAAAGAAAAAAAAAAAUACAUAUUGAACGUUGGAGCACCGCGCACAUAUUAGUGGUGAUAGCGGUAUAUUAAUGUAAAGUGUGAUUGGAAGCAAGAGGCAGAUUUCGAAAGCUGCACCGCUGAAACUACAGCAAAAAAAGAUGAAUAAACUAGAAUAUUCACGACGGAAUGGCACUCAGAAGAUUCGAAUCACAAUUCUCUGCGCACGAAACCUAGCCAGAAAAGAUCUAUUCCGAUUACCGGACCCUUUCGCAAAAAUUCGCGUCGAUGGCACUGCACAAGAGUACAAAACGGAAAUAUGCAAAGCAUCGCUGGAGCCCAAGUGGAAUACCCAUUACGAUCUGUACCUGGGCAAGAACGACAACAUUACGAUAUCCAUCUGGAACCAGCGCAAGGUGCAGAAGCGCCAGGGUUCCGGCUUCCUGGGAUGCGUCCGGAUCGUAUCUAGCACAAUCCAGCGGCUCAAAGAUACAGGAUAUCAACGGCUAGAGUUAUGCAAAGCCUCGCAUGAUGAUCCGGAUCCAGUUAAAGGACAAAUCAUCGUAUCUCUCAUGUCCCGGGACGGUACCACUGGCGGUACUCCGUUGGCAAUCGUUGGCCCAGCUGGCGAUGUACGGGGCCCAGACGACGACGAAGAGAUUUUGAAGGAUGAACUACCCGCUGGUUGGGAGGAGCGUCUAACUCAGAAUAAUCGUGUGUAUUACGUGAACCACGUCACCAAAACCACACAAUGGGACCGACCAACGGAACCGGCCGGUUCCCUUCCGCCAGCUUUAAGUAACGGAAGCAGUAAUAAUAGUAGCGCCGACUCGAUACCACCCGGUCCGUCGAAAUCGGCCACAAAUAAUAGUAUCAAUAGUAUUCAAUCCAGUGACUCCAGCAGCCGAAGGCAUUCGACAGAGAUAAUGCUCAACAACUCCAACAACAAGGAAAAUUGCAAUUUAUCCAAGGAUCGAUCGAAGGAUAUGGAGAACGGAAGUACCGGUGUAACGAACGGUUCAAUGAUUGGACCGGGUAAUGGUGGUGGUGGAGGCCAUGGAAGACAUGAUGGGAAAAGUCCAGCUCGGAUACGUGAUGACAGCAUGCUGAUAACGCCUAGUUCCAGUACUAGCCCGCUAAGCGAGGUCAAUAGCCCAGUGACAUCGAAACAAACGACUGAGUUGUCCGCGACGCGGAAUCAAGGAGUUUUAAGGGAUCCUCAGAUGUUAUCGGGCUUGCCAAAUGCAAUUGGUUCACUAUCGCUUGAUCCGUCCGCCGCACGUUCACCUCAAUCGAAUGGCAUUAUCCCAAAUGCACACAGCACACCGACUUCUAACAGCAGUAAUAGUAAUAAUACUAGCAGUAACAACAGCAACAUUGCAAACGUUUCUGCAGGUGGGGGAGGUAAUUUUUCAGUGUUUAACAAUUCCAGUACCAGUAAUGUUAGUAGCAACGGAGUUUUGAUGAACGGUUCUUCGGCGAACUCGAAUGUCAGUAACAAUAGCUCCGUUGCAAACAGCACACCGACACAUGCUGUUCGAGAUAACGCAAGCAACACGUCGAUGUCACAGCAGCAGCCACAAGUGCCUCCGUUUUUGCCAGCCAAUCACCACAACGGUAACAGUCGAACAGUGGAUGGACAUCACAUGGAAUCGCCAUCAGGGCCGGGAAGGUCCCAGCCUCAGCCUCAACAGCCAGCUCUCAAUAGCACACCCGAAGGAAGUAGGGAACCAUCAGCACAAAGAACGCGUCGCUCUUCGCGUAACACGGAUGAGUCAUCCUCGCGUAGACGGUCAUCUCGAACGACACGGCCGUCACCGGUUAUGCCACCACAAUGCCGUGGGAGCGCUCCUGUGAUACGACCAGCAGUUGAUCUUCCUCCUGGUUACGAAAUGCGUACUACCCAACAAGGACAAGUAUAUUUCUAUCAUAUUCCAACCAAAAUGUCCACAUGGCAUGAUCCACGGAUACCGCGAGACUUCGAUACACAAAACAUCGCACCGGAAACCUUGGGUCCCCUGCCGCACGGUUGGGAACAACGAAAGACCGCAUCAGGUCGGGUGUAUUUCGUAGAUCACAACAAUCGAACUACCCAGUUCACGGAUCCUCGCCUAAAUGGACAUAUCCUACAAAUCAUCCGGAAACAAGCACAACCUCCUGUCAGCCAGAGUUCUUCCAGCGGAUCUGCAGCGAGCGGGUGCUCUUCGACGAAUCCGGUUGCAGCAACUGCCCUCAGCUCUCUGUCCGGUGCUGGUCCACAGGUUUCAAACAACGGAGUUUUGACGGCUGUUGCCGGAAGUUCUCGGCUAAUGAUGCCACCGGAAGCGACCGCUUCCGGCAGUAAUGGACUGCCUGUGGAACCUACACCGCACCGAGUACCACCUAACAACAUUCCCGAUCUGCCGCAAGGGUUGCUGGAUGGUGCCGAAUCACUGCCCAAGUAUCGACGAGACCUGGUCGGAAAGAUACGAUCAUUGCGCGUCGAGCUGCAAGCCCUACAGCCCCAGUCUGGCCACUGCCGGCUGGAGGUGUCUCGACAGGAAAUCUUUGAGGAGAGCUACAGACUGAUUAUGAAAAUGCGACCACGUGACAUGCGCAAAAGGCUAAUGGUAAAGUUUAGGGGCGAAGAAGGUCUAGACUACGGAGGAGUGGCUCGCGAGUGGCUUCACUUGCUUUCGCGUGAAAUGCUGAACCCCCAGUAUGGUUUGUUCCAGUACAGCGGAGACGAUCGAUACUCGCUGCAAAUCAACCCGGAUUCUGGAGUGAACCCGGACCACCUGUCGUACUUCCACUUUGUAGGGCGGAUACUGGGUAUUGCUGUAUUUCACAACCACGUGCUAGACGGAGGCUUCACACUGCCUUUCUACAAGCAGCUGCUAAAUAAACCAAUUACACUGAAUGACAUCGAAGACGUUGACCCGGAGCUACAUCGAAGUUUGACAUGGAUGCUAGAAAACAAUAUCAACGGGGUGAUAGACUCGACGUUCAGUGUGGAAAACAAUAGCUUUGGAGCGCUGAAGGUACACGAACUGAAACAGAAUGGUGCUUCGGUGCAGGUGACGGAGGAUAACAAACGGGAAUACGUAAAGCUUUAUGUGAACUAUCGAUUUAUGCGAGGGAUCGAACAGCAGUUUUUAGCACUGUCGAAAGGAUUUGGUGAAUUGAUACCGAGCCAACUUUUGCGACCCUUCGAGGAACGGGAACUGGAACUGGUGAUUGGUGGUAUCAGCAAGAUUGACGUGAACGAUUGGAAGACGCACACACGGCUGAAGCAGUGCACUCCGGAGACGCCGCAGAUCAUAUGGUUUUGGCAGAUUGUGGAAUCUUACUCCCCGGAGAUGCGCGCUCAGUUGCUGCAGUUUGUCACUGGUUCGUGCCGGGUACCGUUGCAAGGUUUCCGUGCUCUGCAGGGUUCAACCGGAGCCGUAGGGCCCCGACUCUUCACCAUUCAUCUGACAGCGGACGCUCCGAUUCAAAACCUACCAAAAGCGCACACCUGUUUCAAUCGGAUAGAUCUCCCAAUGUACGAUUCGUACCAGCUGAUGUACGAUAAAUUGACGCAGGCCGUCGAAGAGACAUGUGGAUUUGCCGUUGAAUAAGCAGAACAGUUAGUUUUAUUUUUAUGGGAACUGGGCAACGUGUUAUCAUUACGUUAUAAAACAGGUUUAUCACUUGGACAAACACAAAACGAAAUCAUAAGGGCUAAUUUUUCCUCUUUCACGUGUGUGGAAGAGCGACUAAUAAGACCAAAUAGGAAUACACCGUUAACAUUUCCCCUUAUUGAGACUUGGGAAACGAUCUCUCGAGAGAUCGUCUCCAAAUAACUUGAACCGAGUAGUCCGGGGAGUAUUAUUACGUACCAAUUCUUAACUAUUUUAGCUCAUAUGAAAAUAAAAUCCAAGUGUUCUAACAGUCGUACAAUUUUGCUCCCUUAUUGGAAAGUAAACAACCGAUUAAUCAAAAUGGUCAAAAUCAAAGUGUUUAUGAGAAAAUAGCUAACAAGAAUAGAUAUGUUUCAAAUUUUUGCUAACCAUUAUUGCAUGAUAAUAUCGUCGUCAUAAUAGCUCAAAGUGUUUUAUUACAAUUGCUCCAGUAGUUGAUAACAUUGAGUGGAGUGGAGUACUAUGAAAUUAUAGUCGUUAACAAUUGAGCCAAUUUUUAUAAUAAAUAUUUGCGUUGUCCCGUUUUCGGCGAAACAGAGUUGUUUUUAUCAUUUUAAAAUGCAAGUGGAAAAUGGAUAGUUUGAGUCAUCUGGGUGAUACAUAUUUAGUAAAAACUUUAAAAUUUUUAUUCGAAAUUUUACAAAUACUUAUACUGAGAUUAUUAUUCACUAGUAGUCAAACGAUAUGCGGUAUAAUUAAAGGUAGAAACAAAAUUUCUCCAUUUUAUCAAUCAAUAGCAAAAUAGCCUUCGUCCAAGUGUUUCCUAGGAAUAAAUAAAAUCGAUAUUAGUAAAAAAAAAUCAACAUAUUUAUUGUAAAAAAAACGUCGAUUUUGGAAUAUAUUUAGCCCUCUAUUUCAAAAUUAUUUCGCGUAAGCGAGGGUCACAUCGAUAUUACAUCUAGAGAAAAGUUAAUUUUAAAUUCAAACCUAACAAUAACAUACACACAUCAGGACGGAAUAUAUACUGUGUUAAACAAUUGAAAAUGAGAAAAGAAUGAUAUAAUAAUUUAUCUCUACUAUCAAUAAUAACUUUGAACCCUUUCCUUUGUACAUAGCCGUUUAGAUAAUAAAAGCAUUACAUAGUUAGUUGUUUAUUCGAAUAAUCGGCAACUUUGUCGUAUGUCUACCUUCUUACCUUUUUGUGAAAAGCUAUGCGUAGAGGCACAUGAUCAAUGCGAUAUAGAAGUUAAAGUUUUACCCAUAACAGCAUCUAAUAUCUAGAAAGGUAGAUAGGAAGUGAAACGAAGCAGAAUAUUGUUUGUAUAUUUUCUCCUGAAGCGAAUCCCUUAUUCGCUGGUAAUACUGGGCUAUUGUUUGAACGCUAGUAACCUUGACUGGUGGCAAUAAUGGAAUAUACAAAGUCAGAAACAUUGUCAAUAGCGAGGAUUGGAGAGUGAUCCACAUAUAAUCGAUAGAUUGUAGAUGAACAAAAACCAUAACGUAUAUAUUAUUUGUAAAUUAUACUGAAACGUUUUAUACAGUUA
Molecule: messenger RNA, 6609 nt
Organism: Aedes aegypti (yellow fever mosquito)
Lineage: Eukaryota; Metazoa; Arthropoda; Insecta; Diptera; Culicidae
Gene: Smurf
Product: E3 ubiquitin-protein ligase SMURF2
Exons: 13
Coding region: 1625-5062 (1145 amino acids)
Biological process (GO): negative regulation of BMP signaling pathway; ubiquitin-dependent protein catabolic process
Molecular function (GO): ubiquitin-protein transferase activity; protein binding
Source: RefSeq, a predicted model, not a curated record